Enhydra lutris kenyoni (northern sea otter) is the source of this 3312-nucleotide messenger RNA. RefSeq names its product zinc finger protein 420. The record is from RefSeq and is a predicted model, not a curated record. Lineage: Eukaryota; Metazoa; Chordata; Mammalia; Carnivora; Mustelidae. The transcript is spliced from 5 exons. Gene Ontology annotation, molecular function: DNA-binding transcription repressor activity, RNA polymerase II-specific. The coding region runs from base 189 to 2258 and encodes 689 amino acids. Gene Ontology annotation, biological process: negative regulation of transcription by RNA polymerase II.
AUUGGGCUUGGACCCCGGGCGCCAGAUCCUGGAUCCUGAACCGCACCUUCAGUCGAGAGUCCAGAGAAGGAAAAAAUGGCUGUCGUACAUUCAAAAGCAAAGUCCAAGCUCUGCCUUUUUCAGACUCUGUGCUUCUCUAAGCUAGGAAUCCAGAGGAGGAUUGAUCAUUUCUUGCAGCGCUAAAAACCAUGGCUCAGAGAUCAGUGAUGUUCAGGGAUGUUGCCAUUGACUUCUCUCAGGAAGAGUGGGAAUACCUGGACUCUGCUCAAAGGGAUUUGUAUAGAGAUGUGAUGUUGGAGAACUAUAGUAACUUGGUGUCACUAGUAGACUUGCCUUCAAGGAGUGCAAAUAAAGACUUAUCUCCAAAAAAUGACACUUAUGAAACAGAACUAUCCCAAUGGGAAAUGAGUGCCAGGCUUGAAAACUGUGAUCUUGAGGAGUCCAGUUCCAGAGAUUAUUUGGAAGUCAGAGACACAUUGGAAAAGCAACAAGAAAAUCAGGAGGAAUAUUUCAGGCAAGGGAUGAUCAUAUAUGAAAAAAUGUCCAUUUUCAAUCAGCAUGCUUACUUAUCUCAACAUCCUAGGUGUCAUUCUACUGAGAAACCCUAUAAAUGUAAAGAAUGCGGGAAGGCCUUUAGACGAGCCUCACACCUAACUCAGCAUCAUAGUAUUCAUACUGGUGAAAAACCCUAUGAAUGUAAGCAAUGUGGGAAGGCGUUUAGUCGUGAUUCACAGCUCAUUCUUCAUCAGAGACUUCAUACUGGUGAGAAACCCUAUGCAUGCAAGGAAUGUGGGAAGGCCUUUACUCAGAGCUCACAGCUUAUUUUACAUCAUAGAAUUCAUACUGGUGAAAAACCUUAUAAAUGUGAAGAAUGUGGGAAAGCCUUUAUUCGUAGCUCACAACUUACCCGACAUCAAAAAGUCCAUACUGGUGAGAAACCUUAUGAAUGUAAAGAAUGUGGGAAGGCCUUUACUCAGAACUCGCAACUUACUCUGCACCAGAGACUUCAUACUGGUGAGAAACUCUAUGAAUGUAAAGAAUGUAGAAAGGUCUUUACUCAGCUCUCACAACUUAUUCUACAUAAGAGAAUUCACACCGGUGAAAAACCUUAUGAAUGUAAGGAAUGUGGGAAAGCUUUUAUUUGUGGCUCACAGCUUUCUCAGCAUCAGAAAAUUCACAAUGGGGAAAAGCCAUAUGAAUGUAAGGAAUGUGGAAAGGCCUUUAUUCGUGGCUCUUUGCUUAUGCAACAUCAGAGGAUUCAUACUGGUGAAAAGCCCUAUAAAUGUGAAGAAUGUGGGAAAGCCUUUAUCCGUGGUUCACAACUUACUCAACACCAGAGAAUUCAUACGAAUGAGAAGCCUUAUGAAUGUAAGGAAUGUGGAAAGACCUUUAGUCAUGGCUCACAGCUUACUCAACAUCAGAGAAUUCAUACUGGUGAGAAACCCUAUCAGUGUAAGGAAUGUGGAAAGGCUUUUAAUCGUGGCUCACUCCUUACUCGACAUCAAAGGAUUCAUACUGGUGAAAAACCCUAUGAAUGUAAAGAAUGUGGGAAAACUUUUAGUCGUGGCUCAGAACUUACUCAGCAUGAGAGGAUUCACACCGGUGAGAAACCUUAUGAAUGUAAGGAAUGUGGGAAAUCUUUUAUUCGUGGCUCACAGCUUACCCAACAUCAGAGAAUUCAUACUGGUGAGAAGCCGUAUGAAUGUAAAGAGUGUAGAAUGGCCUUUACUCAGAGUUCACAUCUUUCUCAACAUCAGAGACUUCAUACUGGUGAGAAACCCUAUGUAUGUAAUGAAUGUGGGAAGGCCUUUGCCCGUGGCUUACUACUUAUACAGCAUCAGAGAAUUCAUACAGGUGAGAAACCAUAUCAGUGUAAGGAAUGUGGGAAGGCCUUUAUUCGUGGCUCACAACUUACUCAACAUCAGCGAAUUCACACUGGAGAAAAGCCUUACGAAUGCAAGGAAUGUGGGAAGGCCUUUAGUCAUGGCUCUCAACUUACUUUACAUCAGAGAAUUCAUACUGGUGAGAAGCCCUAUGAAUGCAAAGAAUGCAGGAAAGCAUUUACUCAGAGCUCACAUCUUUCUCGACAUCAGAGAGUUCAUACUGGUGAGAAACCCUAUCAAUGUAAGGAAUGUGGGAAGGCCUUUACUCGUGGUUCACAACUAACUCAACAUCAGAGAAGUCAUAUCAGUGAGAAAUCUUUUGAAUAUAAGGAGUGUGGGAUAGAUUUCAGUCAUAGCUCUCAAGUUUAUAUAUGAAUUACCUGAUUCUUUAUGAUUAAGAUAGCCUUCUCUGGUCACUAAUCCAUUAUUAUCAAAGAAUUCCUAAAAUGUGAAUAUGGGAGCAUAUUUGCCUCAUAAAGUUCAGCAUCAGUGAAUUCUAAUGGGGGAAGAUACUGUUAAUGUAAUCUAUGUAGAAAAACCUAUCAUUACUGGAAACCUAUUAAACUUUAGCUUAUAAUAAUAGAGAAUAAUUCUGUUAAUAUAGUAAAUAUAUUAAGGCCUUUGGCUGUAGAAUUUGUCUUUUCCAACAUUAUUUUGACUCUACCAGCUACUUUCCUUCAUGACAUUUAUAAUUAACCUCUGCUUUGGCUUAAUCAUUUGUAAGAUAGGCCUAAUACCUUCCUUGUAAGAUUCUUGGAAGUAUUAUGUGAGACAUUUCAUGUAAAGUUCUUAGAGCAGUGCCUUGAACAUAGCAUACCACAAGUAUUAGCUAUCAUUAUUACUAGUAUGAUUUUAGAGAAUUUGCAUGAGAAGAGGACACUUAGGGGUAUAAUGAAUAUUGAGAAAUCUUUCAUUAAUAUUUGACCCUGACUGUUUGAGUGGGGGCCACUGUAUGCUGUAAUGAACAUGAGAAAGCUUUCAUUCACAUCUUAUUCCAUAUGCUAGAAGAGGAAAUUCAUACUGUUGGGGGUUGGGGGUAGACAAAAAUUUGUAGAUUUAAUCAGUGGAUUGUUGAAGAGAGGUAAAGUGAAUUGUAACAAGGUCCAAAAAUUCAUAUGUCCUAUCAUUUUUACUAUAAUUCAAGAAUAUUAUUUAAGAAAUGAAAAACAAUGGCUAGCCAAAAUAAAAUUUCCUACUAGGAAAUUUCUAAAAACUUGAAUGUACAGCUUUUUAAUUAAACUAAAAAUAAACUGAUAUUACUAUUUUGCAGUGAAACAUGACAUUCUGUCACAGACUGCUACUUCCCUACCCAAUAUCCAUUUUUCCUUUAGAGUUCUUGGCUGAAAAAUGAUCUCAGCCUCGUUUGCAGGUCAGCAAGAUGGAAGUGGUAUUUCUACAUGUAGGACAUUUAAGAAUACCUUUCUCUCUC